Messenger RNA from Coccinella septempunctata (seven-spotted ladybird), 1098 nucleotides. RefSeq lists its product as uncharacterized. Bases 406 to 1038 code for a protein of 210 amino acids. NCBI's taxonomy places the organism in Eukaryota, Metazoa, Arthropoda, Insecta, Coleoptera, Coccinellidae. The record is from RefSeq and is a predicted model, not a curated record. The transcript is spliced from 2 exons.
CACGAAAUUCUGAAGGUGAAAUUCAAUGAAUUGAAUUGGCUUCAAUUAGGAGAAGCGGCGCUUCUCUCGAUUCAAUUGUUUAAUAGAAGAAGAUCGGGCGAAAUAGAACGAAUCCUUAUCGAGGAUUUUCGUUCAUUCGAAAAAAUCGAUGAAACAUCUAUUGGACAGGCGUUCAAUACCUUUUCCUUGAAAGAAAAAGAAGCGGCACUGAAAUACGUGCGCUUCACCAUCAGAGGAAAACUGAACAGGACAGUGCCUGUUUUAUUGCACCGUGAAGUUUUAGAAUCAUUAGAAACUUUACUAAAAUAUAGAUCAGAAGCCGGUGUAAGCAAAAACAACCCGUAUUUAUUCGGAAUCCCCGGCACAUUGAAGGGGGAUUUCCGGUAUUUGAGCGCCUUUCAGUUAAUGAGAAGGUACGCCUAUGAGUGCGGGGCAAAAAAUCCUCAAAAUUUAAGGGGAACGGUACUAAGAAAGCACGUCGCCACAAUGUGCGCAAAUUUCAAUCUCAAGGACAAUCAGGUUGCAGAUUUGGCUAACUUUAUGGGCCAUGCCGAAAAAAUCCAUAAGGAAAUAUAUCGUCAACCUGUAUUAACAAGGGAAAUCGUACACAUUUCCAAACUAUUGGAAGCAGUGCAAGGAAAUGAUGGCGAGGAUUCCGAAGACGACUCGGAUACGGAUUUGAAUCUAGUUAGUUGUAACACAGACAAACUCGUCUCUUAUAGUAGUACCAUUGCCAAUGAUAGUAAAGAAGCUACUUCAACUACGUCACAAAGCAUGGAAAUCGAUUUUCAAUUAGAAGAGGCAGUGAUUUCGACUCCGUCUCCUAAUGUCAAAUGCCGUAGGAUCCGUUGGUCUGAAGAAGAGAAAAGAAUAGCUUCAGAAGCCUUCAAAGAAUACAUUCUGAAUAAUACAUUGCCAUCAUUCCAAAAAAUUCAGGAAGUCAUGAAUGCAAAUCCAGGUGUAUUUCAUAGAAGUGUAGCCACCAUUAAAACCUGGGUCAAAAAUGAACAGUUGAAAAAAGCCAAGAGAGGGAAUUGAAUAAUGUCCAGUAUUUUGACUGUUUAUGUGAUAUCAAAAUAUAUUUUUUGAUAUGUUUUA